Molecule: messenger RNA, 2713 nt
Organism: Harmonia axyridis
Lineage: Eukaryota; Metazoa; Arthropoda; Insecta; Coleoptera; Coccinellidae
Exons: 11
Coding region: 130-2451 (773 amino acids)
Source: RefSeq, a predicted model, not a curated record
AUAUCAACCAUAGAGUUAGUCAUAAGGUGCAAACAUAGGUGAGCUUAUCAGAUAAAAUAAGUGGAGUUUUAUCUAUCAUGUAGGUUAGUGCCAGUUUGUGAAAGAUACAUAUAAAGCCAAGGGUAAAAAAUGAACCAUUUGGCCAUAUUGGCCAUACUAGCAAGUUAUGCCACUCUAUCAUGGUCUCAACUAAAUGCAGGAAGUAGUGUUUCUCCAAAGCUGAUAAAGUGUUACAACGACAGUAGAAUUGUAGAAAAAGACAACAGAUUGCCAUCCACUAUAGAAAUACUAAUUGCUCUCAUCAGAAAAAUAGAAGACCAAACAUCUUUCAGGAAUAAUAGAGAAUUGGCUUCGCAAUUAUUAUUCAGUUUUCGUCAAGAUGGUAUCGUGAAAUCUGCUAAAGGAGACGUCCCAUCAAAAUAUGGGAUACCUUACAGUCCAAAAGAAUGGAACGCUUAUAGGAACAGAGUGCUGUUAAAGAGAGUCAUUCCAUAUAUUGGUGAUUUAGAUGAAAAUAUACUGACAGAUAUGGAACAGUGUACCCUCCACUUUCUUUUGUCCAAAGCAGUGGAGUACAAAGUUCGUGGGGACGAACAAACCGUCUGCAACCAGCUGGGCAAAUACAGGAUGAGACAGAGAAGAGGUGUAUCAGCAGCUGAGCAAGUUGAACAAUUCAAUCUGCAGACAGAUGCACAUAGUGCAUGUCCAGUGGAACUUGGAGUGAUACGCACUAAAUGGGGAGAUGUGUUUCCUGGUAGUGUAUUGGCUGGAAUAGCCAGUGGUUUCAACAGCCAACCCAUUCCAGUGAAUGGAUCUACUGGCAAAUUGGAUUCAAAAUAUGCAGCCACCAUUGUUGGUGAUUUAGCAGAAGCAGCUUUGUACCAACUCAGUAGCACUAAAGGUGAAACCGUAAACGUCGGUGCUGAAGGUAACUGGAACAGCACGUUAGAACCAAAAUGGUACUUUGUGAAACGUAACCAGUUUUUACAAGUGACAGAUGCUGAGAUCAGAGGUGGUUUGGAUGGUCUUUACCUAGCCUCAAGCAUCAACGAUAUCAAGAAGGCUUUUCCUGAUGUGAAAAUUUCACAAAUCCUGGAUUUGUAUUAUUCUCCAAGAGGUGUUUUCAAUACCUCGUUGAGAGCUUGCAAUAGGAAGACGCUGGAAACAUAUUUUACCACCUCGGAUAAAUUGAUUGAACAAACCACCCUUUUUGGGACGUUACUGGAUUCUGUAGCCACAUUGGAUAGUUCUGUUGAUCCUUAUCAAUUUAAAGAUUUGGCAACAUUAGCUGUUCAAAGUUUCAAUAAAUACCUACCGGGAAAUUUGAAUGACCCUAUUUGUUCAGAAGAAAAUGACACAAUAACCAGAGUUGUUAGCGAUUUGACCAUUUUCAUCGACUUGGAUUAUGAAUACAAAAAAAUACAUCCUUUGUUAUCGAAUUUUUUGGAGCAUCUGGAUGUGAACAAAUACGAGACCAAAUACAGUAUUGCCGACGCAAAAACUUGCCAGACUCUCAUAAAUUCAUCCUCUACAAUUUUAGAUUUCCACCAAAUGAUCAACGCAUCGAAUACAGAUAACAUACCAAAAGGAACUGAUUUCGGUCUGAUCCUUGAAACCAUCGAAUCCUUAACCGUUGCAAAGCUGAAUAACCAAACGAACAAUGGUGGAUAUUCCUCAAUAUACCUAAUAGUUACAUUGAAGAGCCCUAAUGACAAUCAGAAGACGUUUGCUGCUUCUAAAAUGGAAGAAAUGAAGAAGAAAUACCCAGAUACUAGAAUUCUGAUACUAGGCGUUGGUCAAAAAACUGAUUACAAAGACUACGUCAUCAACACUGAUACAGAUGUUUUUAUAAUGCCCGAAAUAUCGAAUAGAAAUUACAUUGAGGCUGAAGCUGCACUUAGAACAAAAAUCAAAGAGAUGGUUAAACGACUAAAAGAAUUACCAAGAAGUGUAGUAAAUCCAAAAUGUGGAUCGUCCAUGAAUUCUAAUGAUAAAUCCUCCUUCAGCCUUGUGCAAUAUGUAGAACCUUCUGGACAAAAUAUUUACAGGAUAUCUCCAAAUUAUUUCUAUAAUUUCGGUGACAAAGCCAUGCUUAGGAUAAAUGCAGAAGGUGGAUCAAUGACGAUCUGUACAUCACGUGUUUUGUAUCCUUCCAAUCCAUCAAACUCUUCACAGGAUUGCAAAACGAUCAAUAGUGAUGAGUAUUCUCAUGAUAUCAAAGGAUAUUGUGAUGAUAGUUUCGAAGAAUGUGACCCUCUUUACAUUUCAGUAUUUGGAAAGACUUCAUACUACAAAUGCUCAGGUGACAACUGCCGUUUCCCUGACAAUAUAAAAUUCACAAUGACUUUGGACAAUGUUGCUUGUACGAAUAACGCAAUGAGACAUAUCAAUCAGCUGAUCCAUCAACUUGCCUUUGUAUUAACUGCAAUAACCUUCUAUUUGCUAGUAUAGUUUAUUUAUAGAAAUUCUAUCAAUGAAUAAAUAUUACAUCAUUUCUUUCAAAUUUAUUCGAUGGAAUAAAACACGUGAUACAGGUGUACAAAUUGUUCAACUUUGGAAGAAUAGACAAUAUGAUUAUUCAUUUCAAAUUGACCAUAAUUAAUAGAAACGACAUAUUGUUCAUUAUUUUCUUGAUUUCACCAAACAUCUUAUUCUUUGAAUUUAUUAUUUUGUAAGGUCUUUCUACUGCAAUAAAGAACUGUUUAUUAUAUGA